Molecule: messenger RNA, 2439 nt
Organism: Macadamia integrifolia
Lineage: Eukaryota; Viridiplantae; Streptophyta; Magnoliopsida; Proteales; Proteaceae
Product: protein SUPPRESSOR OF FRI 4-like
Exons: 6
Coding region: 258-1523 (421 amino acids)
Cellular component (GO): nucleus
Molecular function (GO): DNA binding
Source: RefSeq, a predicted model, not a curated record
AAAAAAGUCCUAACAGGACUAAAAUUAGCUCAGCACUUUGAGAGCGCGCGAGCGAGCGAGAGAGAGAGAGAGAGAGAGAGAGAGAGAGAGAGAUCCUCUUCUCGGCGGCGACUUUGUUUAUUUGAGUGGAGAGUGAGGGAUAAACCCUAACCUAAUCGAAGAUUGUCGCAAGAGAAAAACCUAAGCAUUCCGUUUCUUCGGAGGGGAAAGAAAAGAAAGCAGAGCCCUAAUUCGUAGAAGGAUAUUGAGAAAAGCGAAUGGGCAAGAAGAAGAAGAGGCCUUCGAAAGUCUGGUGUUAUUAUUGCGAUCGAGAGUUCGACGAUGAGAAGAUCCUUGUUCAGCACCAGAAAGCCAGACACUUUAAAUGCCAUGUUUGCCAUAAGAAGCUCUCCACCGCAGGAGGAAUGGCUAUACAUGUUCUUCAGGUCCACAAGGAGUCCGUUACCAAGGUUCCUAAUGCUAAACCUGAUAGAGAAUCAACAGAAAUUGAGAUUUUCGGAAUGCAAGGGAUCCCUCCUGAUGUUUUAGCAGCACACUAUGGAGAGCAAGAUGAUGAUACCCAAUCAAAGAUUGCCAAAGUGGAGAUUCCAACCCCAAAGCUUGGGGUUGUGGUCCCAGGAGCAGUAGGUAUUGGGUUUCCUCCACAAUCCCCUCUGGGUGCAAUGCAACCAAUCUACAAUUCUGCAUUAACAGUGCCUCCUUCGGGCUGGCCAGCUCCUCCUCGGCCACAACCUUGGUUUCCACCACAUCCAGCAGUUUCAGUGACUCCUGCUGCACCUGUGGGAGUGGCACAGCAGCCUCUAUUUCCUAUACAGACUGGGCAGCCUCCUCUUUCAUCCAUCACAUCCCCACAGCAACCACCAUUUCCAAUCACUCCACCUGGACUACCCUCAUCCACACAGCUUGUUCCUAUUUCUCAACCUUUAUUUCCAAUUAGUGGGAGUGCUACUGCCGUAACUCAUAGUUCACCAUUUUCUGCCCCCGUGCUUUCAAUGACAAUUCCACCGAGCACUCCAACAGAACUUAAAAGCUUGAUUGACACAUAUUUAAGUGCGAACUCUUCUACUGGAAAUAGCUACCAUAACCCAACUGUUCAAGGUGGUUCAUUUGCAAAUUCACAUACAUAUGCUUCAGGUCCAAAUACCGGUGGUCCUUCCAUAGGGCCGCCCCCUGUGAUUGCUAAUAAAGCCCCAGCAACUCAACCAGGAGCAAAUGAGGUUUAUUUAGUUUGGGACGAUGAGGCCAUGUCCAUGGAAGAAAGAAGAAUGUCCUUGCCAAAGUAUCAGGUGCAUGAUGAAACUAGCCAGGUAAGUUACUAUAUCUCCCUCUUAUUCAAAUGGGUAUUCGAGUUGCUUUGCAUAUCCAAAUGGAUGCGAAGGCUUUAUAUUUGCUGCUUUUCAGAUUCAGUUAUUCAGACAUUCUUAUGUAUGUUAAGAGGUACUUUCAUGCCUGCAUUUUUCCCUAUUUUAAAAAAGAACACACUGAAAAGAUUCAACGGGCCUUUUAAUCAAAUAUUACUCUAGUUCUUACUAUGAUAGCCGAGGGGGCAUGGUGCUAUUUUUAACUGCCACUCUGCGGUUUGCAAGCAUUUCCUCCGAUUUUGUGGGCAUCAAAAGUUUCAAGUAGGUAUUCACAUUAUCUUUGCUGGUAGUUAGUAUUUACAAAUCUGACAAGCAUGCUGUGAUCAGCUGGAGGGUUCUUCAACCUAGCAUCGUUCCAUGCGAAUAAAAUAGUGUAUGUAUUUGCUUUGUUGAAAAUUUGAAUUUGUUGGUUGGUAUUCAUUCUCCCUAUGCUUGAUUAUGAAGUGUGGGGGUUUGGGAAGGAGGAGAAUAUUGCCAACAGGCUUUUUCCAAUUCAUAGCAUUUCUUAUUAUCUUUUAUGAUCGCACAGUGCAUUCAGACUUGGCCCAGGUCAGCUUCUGUCACAAGUUUGGUAUCUCUUGCAUAGAAGCAAACCUUAAUAUCUAAUUUGUCUCUGAGGAAUGACCAGUGGUCGGAAUUUAAUUCUGAUUUCCAGCAUUUUGGUUCCAUUUUUCAGAUGAACUCAGUUGAUGCUGCCAUAGACAGAAGGAUAUACGAAAGCAGGCUUGCUGGUCGAAUGGCCUUCUAGUUCCACCGUGUUUCAUUGGUGGAUGAGCCAUAUAGAACUCGCGAGGAGGCGAUCAUUCUCAAAGAACCAUAGACCAGAAGCCCAGUAGUAAAUCCAUGUUCUUAUUUAUUGUGCAUUCUUUUGGGAUGACGCCACUGUUCAUGAAUAUUAGAAUUUAGAAAGCCAUUUUUUCUAUAUUUUGAGGUCUGAACUCUGAGGGAUGUAAUAACGUUCAACGGUCUCAUCGUUUCUUGGAUUUCAUUUUUAACUAUCCAUUGUGACUUUAGUAGUGUUCACAUUAUAAGUGUAAGAAUCUUCAACCUAAUGUACAAUCAUCUGUGUUCCCUUGAA